AUGGAGCCAGGAUUCAACUGCUCUGAGCUCUGCGAUGGCAGCUCCAGUUUUGGCAGCCCGGAGCAGCCACAGCGAGCGCUGCAGGAGCUCUGCACCAUCACAGUGACAUCUGACCGCAGUGGCAAGAGCUCCCCGUCCUUCUCUGCUGCUCUCCUGGGAGUUGUGUGGACAUUCCUGACUGGAGGAGUCCUGCUAGCGCUCUUCUUUCUUGUCUUCACAAUUCGCUUCAGGAAGAACAGGAUCGUGAAGAUGUCCAGCCCCAAUCUGAACAUUGUGACCCUGCUGGGCAGUGGCUUGACUUACACUAGUGCUUACCUCUUUGGGAUUCCAGAGCAGAGCCUGCCAUCCAGAGACUCAGUGGAAAAGCUUGUUCAGGUGCGGCUCUGCCUGCUGUGCGUGGGGACCUCCCUGGUGUUUGGCCCCGUCCUGGGGAAAAGCUGGCGACUGUACAAGGUGUUCACCCAGCGAGUACCGGACAAGCGGGUGAUUAUCAAAGACCUCCAGUUGCUGGCAAUGGUGGCAGUGUUGGUGCUGGCAGAUGCCGUGUUGCUCUUGACGUGGGUAUUCUCUGAUCCAGUCCAGUGUUUCCGAAGCCUCAGCGUCUCACUGCGGGCGACAGAGAAAGGCAUGAGCUGCUCAGUGAGCCGGGUGCAGUCCUGUGCAUCUCUUUAUUCCGAUCUCUGGCUCGUUCUCAUUUUAGGGUUUAAGAGUAUCCUCCUGCUGUAUGGGACCUACUUGGCUGGUCUGACCGACAAUGUCAGCUCCCCACCAGUCAACCAGUCUCUGACACUCCUUGUCGGGGUCAACCUCGUUUUCCUGGCUGCCGGCACUGUCUGCUUAGUCCACCGUUUCUUCCGUGCUUGGCACAACUUGCUGUUUGGUUUCACCUCUGGAGGUAUCUUCAUGUGCACAACCACGAUCAACUGCUUCAUCUUUGUCCCACAGCUCAGGCAGUGGAAAGCCUUUGAAGAAGAAAGCCAAACCGUGAGCCAGAUGGCAAAAUACUUCACCAGUCCGAGCAGGAGCUGCCACUCUGUGUACAGCGAGGAGCAGCUCUACCAGCUGAUAGGGGAGAAAAACUCCAUGAAGCGGCUGCUCACUGAGAAAAACGCCGUGAUUGAAAGCCUGCAGGAGCAAGUGAGCAGUGCCAAGGAGAAGCUGAUGAGGCUGAUGUCUGGGGAGAGCAUCUACGACCCCCAUGCACCAGCAGUGGCUCCCUGCAUCCAGAGCUCAGGGAGGUGCGAGGCUGCGCCGGAGGACUGCUGCUCCCCAGAUCCAGAGAGGGAAGGGUGGCAGCCUCCCCACUCAGCGGGUACACGGCCUCUUUGCAGUGAUGCUCAGGAGCACAUGCGGCAAGGAGACCCUGUUUCCUCUCAGGCACUGCUUUUUGACAUGGAGGAUGGCCUCGAACCUGGCCUGAGAGAUGCCCAGGAGCGCGGGAGGUCUGCAGGGCAGGGGCAGCCUCCAGAGCAGCUGCCAGGUCAGGACAUGUCAGCUGGUGUGGCCUGGGAAUCUUCCCCUAAAGUCAGCUACGUGAGCAGUGAGAAGCUGCGGGAGAUCUUGCAAGAGCUGAGCCUGGAUGGCAAAACUUACAGCCCAGCCUUACCUGGGGGACACCCACAUGGUAACCAGCGUCCCCCAGGUGAGCAGGGAGGAGCAUGGGGGGCCCAGGAGGACUACCCAGACAUCCGCAUGCCCCGCAGCCCCUACCUGGCAAGGCGGCGACGGAGAAUCCCCCUGCCCUCUGCUCCCACCCACUUCACCAGGCAUUUGUCCCCUCGUGCUGGCCACGGGGUGAAGGAGACAGGUGUCUGGGACCGUGGGGAGUCGACAUGUAUCUCCCUGGGGAGGGAAGGAGAGAUGGCUGGUGGAGGGAUCCUUCACCCAUCAGCACCGUCCCGUCUAGCCGUUCCUGGGGAGGUCUGCCUCCAGCCAGAGGGAUGGCCAGGGUGGCCAGAGUCUCAGGGUGCUUUGCCAUGCAUCCCACGGGAGCAGCAUCGGCAGCAGGGCGCACCGAGGGGACCCACCGAGCCCUCCCUGCGCUCACUCUACUAUUACCCAGAUUCUGACUCCAGCAGCAGCAGCAGCUCUGAGGAGAUGUUUCACGGCUGCCACCGGCCCUGCUGUGAGGUUUGCUUCCAGAGCCCACGCGGUUCCCUGGGCAGCAGUAGCACAGACACUGACACAGAGCCUAGCGGCUGUGCGGGCCACUGGACAGAGCACCUCAGCAGGCCUCAACCUGUGGUGAAUUUUAAAGAAGAUCUGAAACCCACCUUUGUGUGA
This is a messenger RNA of Mesitornis unicolor (brown roatelo), 2283 nucleotides long. It is a transcript of the gene GPR156, whose product is annotated as G protein-coupled receptor 156. Gene Ontology annotation, cellular component: G protein-coupled receptor heterodimeric complex; membrane. Gene Ontology annotation, molecular function: G protein-coupled GABA receptor activity. The coding region runs from base 1 to 2283 and encodes 760 amino acids. The transcript has 9 exons. Gene Ontology annotation, biological process: G protein-coupled receptor signaling pathway; gamma-aminobutyric acid signaling pathway. The record is from RefSeq and is a predicted model, not a curated record. NCBI's taxonomy places the organism in Eukaryota, Metazoa, Chordata, Aves, Mesitornithiformes, Mesitornithidae.